AUGGGUUGUUUAAUUUCCUGUGUUGCUUGCUGUUUCUGUGAUGCUGCCGCAAGUCUGUGUUGUAAAUGCUUGCCAUCCUGCAGAAACUCAACGUCAACGAGGUUGCUAUAUGGAUUAAUCCUGUUUACUGUGUUAAUAGUCUCGUGCAUUUGUCUUAAUCCAAGUAUAGCAACAUUUUUGAAAAAGAUACCUUACUUGUGCUCAACGGAACAGAGUAACAUAUGUAAUUUAAUAACCGGAUAUGGAGCAGUUUAUCGAUUGUGCUUUUCAUUGUCUCUCUUCUUCUGCUUCUUUUCUAUUUUCAUGAUACAAGUUAAAUCAUCAGCUGACUUUCGGGCGGCCAUUCACAAUGGCUUCUGGUUCUUCAAAAUUAUUGCAAUUAUCGGUAUCAUGGUUGGAGCAUUCUUCAUUCAUAGUUACGAGUUUCUCUAUGUGUGGAGGAUAUUUGGAAUGAUUGGAUCCCUGUGUUUUAUCAUCGUUCAACUAACCCUCAUAGUUGAUCUAGCCUAUUCAUGGAAUCAGGCUUGGAUAGAAGGAUUUGAAGAAUCCGGCAAUAGGGCAAUUAUCUGUGGUUUUAUCUUCUCCACCAUUCUCUUUUAUGCUUUGGCGUUUAUCGGAAUAGUCCUUUUCUAUGUUUACUUUGCCUCUGCUCCGGCAUGUCGUUUGGGUAAAAUGCUUGUGAGUAUUAAUCUGAUUUUCUGCGUGAUCUUCAGUAUCAUUUCAAUUCUUCCAAAAAUACAAGAGCAUCUUCCCAACUCUGGUCUUCUACAGUCUUCAAUAAUCAGUGCCUACGUUGUAUUCCUGACUUGGUCAGCCUUGGUGGACAUUCCGAUAGCAGAAUGCAAUCCAACUUUGAAUUUGAUUAAUGUAACCAUCAUUGAUUCCAGCAAAAAUAAAGUCACAGUGGAGACUUCAAAUUUGUCCUUCAACUGGCAAACCGGCAUCUCCAUCACAGUUACUCUUCUUUCGAUUGCUUUCGCUUGUAUCCGCAACUCCUCGAGUAAUUCUCUCAGUCGAUUAACUAUGGAUGUAGGUUAA
Molecule: messenger RNA, 1038 nt
Organism: Rodentolepis nana
Lineage: Eukaryota; Metazoa; Platyhelminthes; Cestoda; Cyclophyllidea; Hymenolepididae
Source: the annotation of a GenBank genome assembly